CUUACCUGCCUGACAGACCUUACCUGUGCUUGGGGCUGACCACACGUGUAUCGUUAUCUCUCCCUGACCUGAUCUUAGGUGAUAUAGUGAUCUAUAAACCCAUAUUCCAAUCGUGAUUAAGAGAUUAGCGAUGUGAAUUCCUGGUGAAGUUUAAUCUCAACAAAAAUCAGAAUUGGACUAACAGUGAAAAAUUUAUUUACUGGGAUUUUUUUUUCCGUAACUGAUUAUGUGAUCCACACGUCAUCAAAAUGGUUAAAAUGAUUAUCUACCAUCGUAAAAGAGGGAGAUAAUUGGUGAUUAAGGCUGUAAGAAAAGGGGAAGUGAGUAUGUUGAGGGGAAGUGUGACGUCAGAACGAUAACACAACAAACCUCGACGGUAGUCAAGACUCAUGGACAUUACCAAGAUCGACAGUCAGAUGCGGUUCUGUACUUGGGAGAAUUACGGUGGUCUCAGGCGCCAUUAUAUCUGCGGUCACCCCAAGACCUGCUGUGCUCGGCUGUUGCGUCUCUACUCCGUUCUCCUUCUAUCAGCUGUGGUAUUUCUGGUUGCUGGUACUGUUGAUAAUAUUGGUGUGUUCAGGUGGAGGCUGGUGGUUUAGGUGGCGUCACGGUGGCUUCAGUAACCACAACACUCCCUCUAGUAACCACAUCAGAGCAAGACGUCACAGGGCAGCCAGAACACAGGGACACAGUGGGGUCAGAGUGUACCCUCAUCCACACAGCUACUACACAGGCCAAGGAGCUCCACCUGAUGACUACACCUCCGGGUUAUGAUAAAGAUCCGCCAUCUUACAACGAAGUUAUCUCCCACCUUAGUCAGUUCCCGCGAGCAGGUGCAGAGAGUGGAGGGACGGAAGACGCUGGCGGUGAUGGGAUAUUACCUAGUGCACCUCAUGUGACGGCCUCCAUCCUCAACUGCCAAAUGUCUGUCCCUCCACCCAGCUACGAGAUGGUACUAGACCUCAAGAAGCGGGAGGUGCAGUUACAGCGAGAGAUAAACGUGGAGGAACAACUGGAGAGCGUUAAUAGUGCAAGGAGUAAAAUACGGAACAUCUUAGGGCGGGUGAGGCCAUACACAACUACCCCAGAGUCGCAGCCUCCCGCCCUCGAGGCUUACGUCCCAACCAACUUCUCCUCCUCCAACACUACACCGUCAGGACUCUUCACCAUCAGUAGGGAAAGUCUCCCCUCUCAGGAGUUUUACAACCGGGCGUCAUCGUCGUCAAGUCAUCCACAGUCGUUAGGUAUUGCCCGUAACACAUCGUCACCCUCCAGCGUGGGGUCCUCGUCACACUCAGACUACUCCUCGUCCUUCAUCUCUAGUCCUUCCUCCGCCGGCAGAUCGCUAGUGACGCCGCCUCCCCCUGAAUACUUCCCCCCUUCUACCCCCAGAUCAGUCGACGUCAUAAACCCAGACCCCCAAGACCCGGCAACACACACGGAGGAGCCCCCGACGCUGGAUCACGCCGGAACCUCACGUCCCUGUACAGGACGCUCAGUUCUCUCCCGGCCUACUACCUCUAUAAGCACCCGCACCCUCCCUCCCCCUCCCCAACUAGUGAGGAAGACCAGCCUGCCAGGGGCGGUGCUGGAGAACGACGGGGACAAAUAAAGGAUCAGCCAUGAUUCUCCUACACACACAACAAAGCACCGCUGUGAUGCAAAAAAUCCGUCCUGCUGUCAACCCUAGUAACUCACCCAUGGCGGACACUGUUGGUCACGUCUGAGUGUCUCCCACCAGCACAACACAACGCCACGUUAUCAAUAAGAAAUAAACACUGCAUUAUGUCCAUAAGUGUAAUGACCAUCCAGAGAGGGACACACAAUCACUCGGGGAAGGGAAACUGAUAAUAAAAGCUUCAGAAAC
This is a messenger RNA of Homarus americanus (American lobster), 1867 nucleotides long. Its product is annotated as putative protein TPRXL. The transcript has 7 exons. Bases 752 to 1612 code for a protein of 286 amino acids. Lineage: Eukaryota; Metazoa; Arthropoda; Malacostraca; Decapoda; Nephropidae. The record is from RefSeq and is a predicted model, not a curated record.